CCCGUGUGCACCCCGCCGCGGCCGCCCGUGAGCCCCGGGGCCGGUGGGGAAGCUCGCGGCGUGCGCUUGGCCCGGGGCCUCGCUGUCUGGGGCUGUCCCGUAAAGGCAGUGACGAGGUCCGGGUGUUCCCGCUUUGUGUGGCGCUGGUGACAUGGCCGGGGCUGUGGAUGUGUGGCGGCUCUCGGCCGUCCUGUAGCGCACGGAUGUUCUGUGUCAGUGUGUGCUAGCUUGCAGUCCCGGUGCUGCUGCUGAGGCCAUGGCGGCACACGAUUGGAACACGCUAAUCUGCCUGUUCCUCACUAGCAGAGGCAGUGGCUACCUGUAAGAGACCAGAACCAUCUCUAACCGCAUUCCAGUAGUUUCCAAGUCCGUCUCCAUCAAAGCUUCCGCAAAAAACGGGGCUCAAAAGGGACGGCUUCUGUCUCUUGUCCCUGUUGUUACACAAGGGUGACAGACUAAAGGUAGCUCGAAUUCUGUGGGGGCAAAAUGUCUUUCUAGCUCCAUAGCUGAAACAGAUGCAUUCUUUAUCAGGAGUUUUUCAGAAUUUGCUUCCCCCGUGUGGAAAAGUUCAUCCAAUGCUUCGAAGGUUUGGCAAAGUAACAAGGAAGGAAAGUUUCUGGAUGGAACCAGUUUUGAGUAACUGUGUCCAGAAGUGGCCCUUGAAGUCUUGGAUUUUUUUUACUUGAGACUAGUUUUGUGAUGGAGACGGUGUUGAAGUCUCCCUGUGAUGAACAGCACCCUCAGCAGGCUGAAGACUUCCAUGGGAAUCUUGAGCAGAACAAGCUUUCAGCAGCAGUAAAAAAAGAUAUUGAAAAGCUUUAUGAAGCAGUGCCACAGCUUGUAAAUGUGUUCAAAAUAAAGGAAAAAAUUGGAGAAGGUACCUUUAGUUCUGUUUACUUGGCCACAGCACAGCUACAAACAGGACAUGAGGAACAAAUGGCUCUGAAACACUUGAUUCCAACCAGCCACCCUCUGCGAAUAGCUGCUGAACUUCAGUGCCUCACAGUGGCAGGGGGGCAAGAUAAUGUUAUGGGACUUAAAUACUGCUUCAGGAAAAAUGAUCAUGUUGUUAUUGUUAUGCCAUAUCUGGAGCAUGAAUCCUUCUUGGACAUUUUGAACUCCCUUUCCUUCGAAGAAGUGAGGGAAUACAUGUUUAAUCUGUUUAAAGCACUGAGGCGCAUUCAUCACUUCGGUAUUGUUCACCGUGACGUCAAGCCCAGCAACUUCCUCUACAACAGGCAGCUAAAAAAGUAUGCCUUGGUAGAUUUUGGCUUGGCACAAGGAACCCCUGAUACAAAAAUAGAGCUUCUUAAAUCUGCCCACUCUGAAGACCAGCAGGGAAGUUGCUUGCAGACUAAUCCUGCUGUAGCCUUGAGAAACGGAGUUUCUGUCUGUGUCGCAGCACCCAAACAGAUAGCUCAACAGUCAGCCUCAAAAGCAGCUGAUAGAAGGUCCAGCUCACUUUCAAAAGUACAGAUGAAACAAGGAAGAGGAGGAAAGGAGGACUCUGUGCACCAUUCUGUCCAGCGCUCUGUCUUUGGAGAGAGGAAUUUCAAUGUUUAUAGCUCCACAUACCAGGAGAACUCAAGCACAAAACUCAUAAAACAAUCAAAGAUUAUAGAUGUUUCAUCCAAGAAGUUAGUAACAAAGAAGAAGAUUAUUUCUACCAAAACUGUGAGCAAUGGGGCAGCCAGGAAAGCUGCCAGUGGUUGCCCUUUAAACCUGCUCUGUGACUGUUAUGCAACGGAUAGAGUUUGCAGUGUUUGCCUUUCAAGGCGUCAGCAAGUGGCUCCCAGGGCAGGAACACCUGGAUUCAGAGCACCAGAAGUAUUAACAAAAUGCCCCACUCAAACCACAGCAAUAGACAUGUGGUCUGCAGGAAUCAUAUUCCUUUCUCUACUCAGUGGACGGUAUCCAUUUUUCAAAGCAAGUGAUGAUUUAACUGCUUUGGCACAAAUCAUGACAGUUCGUGGAUCCAGAGAAACCAUUGAGGCUGCUAGAACUUUUGGAAAAUCAGUUGUGUGUACCCAAGUUGUCCCAUCUCAAAACCUACGAACCCUCUGUGAAAAGCUGAGAGGAACAAAUAGCAGCUGUAAGAGAUCUCAGGGGGAAGGGCCCAGCAGGUCUGAAAAUAGCACAGAUUUGCCAGUUGCAGCAGACAAACCCUGUGCUCCUGAGACACUUGGAAAACAAAUUCAACACUUACAGAGUUCUCAGGAAGGCGAUGGUGCUUUGGAAAUGAAGGCAACUGACAUGAAAGGAUGGGAUCAGGUUCCUGAUGAAGCAUAUGACCUACUUGAUAAGCUACUAGACUUAAACCCUGCAACAAGAAUAACUGCAGAAGAGGCUUUGCUGCAUCCUUUUUUUAAGUACAUAAGGCUCUAAGAAGAUAACUUACUCUGUUAUUACUUUCAUAUGUUUUGUGUGGAAAUGAAAUACUGAGGCAGUUUUACCUUGUUGCCCUCUACAUUUACACUCAUUGAAAAAACAUCACACUGUGCUCUGAACUACUGAAACUUUGUCUUGUACAGUUAGACUGCAAAUGUCAGUUUAAGAAAUACUUGCAGAUGCAGAAGUUACAUAAACAUCACUAACAUAGUCUUAUCCUAAGACACUUCUGAGAGGUUAUUGCUGUGCAUACCUGUUCUCUAAGAAAGUUAACUUUGAUCAAAAACAACAAAGAAAAAAAGAGUUUCAUAAGCUCUAUGCUUAAUUCUCGAGAUAUUCCCUUAAAAUUUACAACUUUGCCUUAAGGUAAGAUUGAAAUAAGAAAGUGUUUGAGAGACUUCUUUUCUGUACUUUCAUAUCUCUGCUUUGUUCUUGUUUAGUACAUGGGGGGACUGAAAAUGGAAUAAAGUGUAUUCAUUUUGUUCAGACUAUUUUCAGAGAACAGUAUUACUUCAGGAGUGUUGCUAGAGGAAAGACCAGGUGCUGGAGAUUAUAUCAUCAAAAGAAAAACAUGACUUUGAAAAGUACAUUUUUGUUCCUAUCUGGCCUUUCCUAUGUAGGCAGUAGUAAUAAAUGCAGUUUCUCCUUUUGCAAAGCCCAUGUUUCCUCAGUGCCAUGGAUAACUGUCGACAUCCCACAGCUGCUGCCUUCAGGAUGUCUCGGGUGCUACACAUAGGUUUGAUUACUCUUAAGGAGACUGAUUUCUUAAAAAAUACUUGUUCAAUAAAUGAUUUGGUUUUAUAACUUCA
Molecule: messenger RNA, 3197 nt
Organism: Cyanistes caeruleus (blue tit)
Lineage: Eukaryota; Metazoa; Chordata; Aves; Passeriformes; Paridae
Gene: CDC7
Product: cell division cycle 7
Biological process (GO): protein phosphorylation; mitotic DNA damage checkpoint signaling
Cellular component (GO): nucleus
Molecular function (GO): ATP binding; protein serine/threonine kinase activity
Source: RefSeq, a predicted model, not a curated record